This is a messenger RNA of Mucor mucedo, 796 nucleotides long. RefSeq lists its product as uncharacterized. The record is from RefSeq and is a predicted model, not a curated record. NCBI's taxonomy places the organism in Eukaryota, Fungi, Mucoromycota, Mucoromycetes, Mucorales, Mucoraceae. Gene Ontology annotation, molecular function: DNA-binding transcription factor activity. Bases 109 to 618 code for a protein of 169 amino acids. Gene Ontology annotation, biological process: regulation of DNA-templated transcription. The transcript has a single exon.
AUCUAUCCAAAAAAGUUGCCUUCGUUCAAAUUGGCAUUGAUAUAUAAUAACAGUGUAUUUUGAACUUGUAGUGUCUCUUCGUUAUCCUUUUAUAUAAAAGAAAAAAAAAUGUCUCUUUUCAUUUCUACUACAAAGCCAAUGGCAAUCUCGUCCAUUACUUUCCCACCUCAGCAGCAAUUUUCUGGCGCGCCUAGCCCACCCGAGAGCCCUACUUAUAAUCAUUAUCCACAGCAAUAUCGCGGUACUAAUUACUUACAAAGAACUCCAUCAAUGAGUUCAUUACAGUCUCCACCGCUUUCAUUACAAGAAAGAAGACAAAGGAACAAAGCAGCAUCUGCAAAAUAUAGAGCAAAAAAAAAUCAUCAACACGGUGAAAUGAGAUGUAUGAUUUCUUCAUUGACAAAAGAAAACGAUCUUUUAUUACGUCAAUUGGAUCACGUACGCCGAGAAAAUAAUCGACUGAAGGCAACAUGCGACAAACUUCGAGGAAAAAUGCUCGCCGAAAAAAUGUUAAAGAAGUUGUUAAAUGACAAGGAAGAAACGAGUAUUAAUCAAUUAAAGCAACUUGAGCAAGAUAUUGCACAGGAUGAUGAUGAGUGGGAGACGUAUGAUCACUAAAUAUUAUGAAAAUCACUUAACAUGUAAACACACAAACAUUUAUAUACCUUAUGCAAUUGUAUGCGCACACUAUGCUUUAUGCCUAUUAUGAAAUAACAGAAAAAGAGAGAAGAAUAAAAGUUGAUAUCAAUUACAUAAUAAAAUCGUACAACCGUUACCUUGAUUACACUAGAGUGAC